This is a messenger RNA of Haemonchus placei, 309 nucleotides long. The record is from the annotation of a GenBank genome assembly. Lineage: Eukaryota; Metazoa; Nematoda; Chromadorea; Rhabditida; Trichostrongylidae.
AUGGCCGCUGAUCGACCUGGACCGUGGAGUCGAUGGGAUGUACCCACCAACGAGAUUCUUCCACCACAAUAUGACACCGGUGCAGGCGAUUUCGUCGGUGGAGGCAGUGUGGGCAGUGUGGGCACUGUGAGCAUCGCUCAGCCAUCGUCCGUUUUCGGGACUGGGCUUGUCGACCAGAAAAUAAAUACGAUUGAUCCGUCCUUCUACGACUGCGUAUACAACACCUCACUCGGUCAGACGGUUAUCGAGAGAUGCUAUAAAGAUCUCGGUUGCUGUGCUACGACUUGCUGUACCAAUGAAGACUGGUAA